Diaporthe batatas is the source of this 1203-nucleotide messenger RNA. RefSeq lists its product as uncharacterized. The coding region runs from base 1 to 1203 and encodes 400 amino acids. NCBI's taxonomy places the organism in Eukaryota, Fungi, Ascomycota, Sordariomycetes, Diaporthales, Diaporthaceae. Gene Ontology annotation, cellular component: nucleus. Gene Ontology annotation, biological process: regulation of cell cycle. The transcript has a single exon. The record is from RefSeq and is a predicted model, not a curated record.
AUGGCCUCGACAGCUUCAAAGGGGCUAGAGGAGCUCAGCUCUUUGAUCGAUAGCUCUGUCGCCCUCAUACAGAGCCUCGAGACCUCUCUUAAAGAUGUCGUCGACUCCAACAGUGACUCAGGCUCAUCCGCAGACAAAUGGGCCGCCUCGAGGCUCCCAGACGAUGGCUCGAAACCUGUGGACUGCCUAGCCCUCGCUAGAGACUCAGCAACCCUAGUCAAGGCUCAUGCCACCAAGAUAUCUCUCUUCAUUAUCACGGAGCCCUUCACGCCAUCCGCUAUCUUGACAGUGCUGAGGCAGCUCAUUCAGGAGCCCAUCCCAGCUGUUGCCUCGGCCGUUCAACUGUGUCACGCCGACUCUUACACAAGGCUCAUCCGCCGGGAUCUGGCGUGGAGAUGUGGUCGGAUUCUCAAGGAGACGAGGGAGCUCAUCCAGAAAAUCCCAAAGGACGGCAAGGUUCUGCCACAAGAGAAGCGGGAUGGGCCCCAAAGUGCAAAGGGAGCCAAAGGCAGCAUCAUGGCGACCGGCGUGCUGUGGAGUGUUUGUGACGAGGUCAUCAACUUCGCCAACCUCGGCGUAGUGGGCCAUCUUGUCCAGAGGGCUGAGCACUUCAGGGACACGCUCAAGGACGUGAUGGAGGAGCUCAAGGAGUGGUCUGAAGAGCAGGACGAAGAGGAUGAUGACGACGACGACGACGACGAGUCAGACGAUGCUCACGGAGUACAAGACCAAGACGUCCAAGAUCUGGCUGAGGGUGUGAGCAAUACCCACAUCAGCACUCAGGCCAUGAUUGACGACCUCAUGAAUUCUCACACCACCAUCCCCCGCGACGACCCCGACAAGAUCAGGGACAGGCUCGAUUCGACCUUGCGCAGGCUACGGCUCACGGUGCUGCUCUUCCAGGCCCUCAUCAAGCGAAGGCUCAAGACACUGCCUAAGCUGCCACUGGCUUCGAAGGAUGACUCGGUGGUCGUCUCCCGACUGGACGAAGUACUCCCUCUUCUCAGAAAUAUGGCAGACCGGUUUAACAGUCUUGCCGUCGCAUUCUACGACCUCGACUCGGCAGAAAUCACCCGCCUUAUGGACCAGUGCUUCUUCGAUGCCUUUGCGGUCUCGGAACUUCUGGCCAAGCCAUGGGCUGGCCAGAAGGAUGAGUUUACGGACUGGGUUGCGAAGUUCCAGGUUGAGAUCAAGAAGAGUUGA